Molecule: messenger RNA, 1755 nt
Organism: Oncorhynchus keta (chum salmon)
Lineage: Eukaryota; Metazoa; Chordata; Actinopteri; Salmoniformes; Salmonidae
Product: CD9 antigen-like
Exons: 6
Coding region: 226-705 (159 amino acids)
Cellular component (GO): membrane
Source: RefSeq, a predicted model, not a curated record
AGCCUAAUCCAAUCAAAGGAUUCAAUCGGUCCGGGGGUUGGAAUUAACCCAGACCAAAUCCAACAAUAAAUUGUCUUUUUCACACAAAUCUUCUGAAAUUUAAGACCGGUUUGGUGUCGCAGUUGCGUCCUUCAGUGUGAAGAGACUGAUCUGAGCGCAAAUAAUCCAGGACACCACACUGUAUUUUUGACUUCCUGCGUGUAGCGUGUUCGCAAAGCUUUUACCAUGGCACUAGAUGGAUGUGGCCAGUUGUGCAAGUGUUUCCUCAUCAUGUUCAACAUCAUUUUUUCCCUGGUGGGUAUGGCGAUGUUCGGGUUGGGCUUGUGGCUGAGGUUCAGCUCUGAGACCAGAGGAUUUUUCAACAUAGACCUCAACACACAACAGUUUGUCAUCUGUGUGUCAGUGUUGAUUGCGUUAGGAGCAGUGAUAUUGCUCGUGGCUGUUUUCGGAGACUAUGGAGCAUGCAAUGAGAAUAUGAAUGGAUUGGCAGUGAAUUCUCAGGUUCUCCUUGCCGCACCUCUGACCUCUCAAGGGCCUAGCAAGCGCUUGUCAUCAAUCUCUCAACUGAUCCGCUACCUCGAGCCAUGGUGCACUUUGCAACCAUCGAGGAGCACUGAGAAUCUCGCCUCUAUCACAGCCCUGGUGUGCUGUAGCAUCCUCAUGAAACAGAUCAAGAAGAGUCGCCUCUCUGACCCUGUGUACUGAGGGGACAGGACCACCACCACGUUCAAACAUUUCCACUGACACCAAACCAGAUGGUUGUCAUUCAGUGACCAUCACCCCAUCCUGUCACGUAAUACUUCUGGAGAGGUGCCCAAUAAAAAUAAUGUCCGACUUAGCUUUCAUUCAUUUGCGUAGCUGGACAGGGCUCUCGAUCAUCUGGACAUGCUUUUAGAUGACAUGAACAGGGCAAGACACUGUUGCUCUGCCCCUCUUCCCACUGUAGUCCUUAAUCUUGUUUUUUUUACCUUGAUCACUGUUACUGAAUGUAUAUAGCUGCGCUUGCUGACAUUAAUGCUGCUUACAUGAAAGGGACCAUUUUAUUAAGUCAUACGGAGCAUUAAGAGGGCACUGCUGUAAUCAGACAAGUGAAACACUGUCCAACAUUACCUUUCCCUGUAAUCACAUCAGUUUAGAAUGUUUGUUACAAUAUCCAUGUACUGCUGACAGAAUUAGUAUCUUACCUGGAUUAAUCCGUUUUUGGUUCUCUAUGCCAAAUUAAGGACAUUUAAUAUCUAAUCAUGCUACACAAUUACAAUACCAACUCCAGCUCCACUUGUACGCCCUGAGGUGAUAGACUGAUUUCUUCAUUCCAUGUUUGGAUGUUGAUGUGGGAUGACUCUGGAACAUUGUUUGCUUGACUUAUUCUAUUACUUUGAUGCCAAUUUCUAGCAUGUGAACUGAUUUUUUUAAUAAGCAAACUAAUGUUUGCAACUGGGAUACAUUUCCUUGAGUCACUCCAAUCGCAGCGGGCUUGGGAAUUAUGUCUCCCUGAAUGCCCCAUCAGGCAGCAGUUGUACUGGAGGCUGUUGAGUGUGAUAGAAUAAACUUCAUAUGGAGUGGCUUGGUACACUGGCCAAAGUGUUGCCGUGUCAGGCAGGAGUGGGCCAAAUGGUGUACCUUACCAAGUCAAGUGUCUUGUAGGAAGUCUUGAACUACAAUUUGCAAUGCUUAUGUUCUGUUAUAAGCUAAUACUACUGACUAACUUGGCACCAAAUGGAGCUUUUUUUGUUAAAAUAAAGUUGUUUUUUUCUU